AUGUCGAAGUCAACGUCUCGAGAAAAGAGAGCGCGACGUUUCAGGGUGUUCGGGGUCGGCGAUUGCCGAACUAUGCUCUCACUCGUGAAAUAUGCACUCGCUUUCCUCAUUCCCGUUUCUUAUCUCUUCCUCUCCCACAGGUAUCCUGCACUGAGGACGCGGUUCCUCCCUAUAUUUUGUUCACCUGCUGAACAAACACCAGCUGAAAAAGACACGAAGAAACCGCUGAAGAGCAUCAUGCAGUCCACCAGAACUGACCUCGCACCUCCAAAGGACGACCCAUUCACGACGGAAGAGCUGAAGCAGUACGAUGGGUCAGAUCCGUCGAAGCCCAUCUAUGUCGCUAUCAAAGGUACAAUAUUCGACGUUACGCAUAAGAGCGACGUGUAUGGGGCAGGAAAGUCCUACAACAUCUUUGCGGGGAAGGAUGGCUCGCGGGGACUGGGCAUGUCGAGUUUGAAGCCGGAGGACGCGGUGGCGGACUACAGCACGCUGGACGAGAAGGACCGGAAGGUGUUGGAGGAUUGGCAUGCAUUCUUCUCGAAGCGCUACAACAUCGUUGGAAAAGUCAGUGAUGGCCCUGUCAUCGAAAACUGA
This is a messenger RNA of Cyclocybe aegerita, 597 nucleotides long. The record is from the annotation of a GenBank genome assembly. NCBI's taxonomy places the organism in Eukaryota, Fungi, Basidiomycota, Agaricomycetes, Agaricales, Hemipholiotaceae.